Molecule: messenger RNA, 555 nt
Organism: Solea solea (common sole)
Lineage: Eukaryota; Metazoa; Chordata; Actinopteri; Pleuronectiformes; Soleidae
Gene: rpl22l1
Product: ribosomal protein L22-like 1
Exons: 4
Coding region: 86-484 (132 amino acids)
Biological process (GO): cytoplasmic translation
Cellular component (GO): ribosome
Molecular function (GO): structural constituent of ribosome; RNA binding
Source: RefSeq, a predicted model, not a curated record
CACCAAAUAUGGGAAAGACGUACACUACGUUUGACGUCACGCUUGCGUCACAUCCGCUUCCUCCUUUCCCUCCCGAUCGCUCAACAUGGCGCCGAUUAAACACAUCAAACAGAAGAGGCCGACUGUAGGAAAGAAGUCCAGAAAGGGAGCAUCAUGGAAGUUCACCUUAGACCUGACUCAUCCUGUCGAGGAUGGGAUCCUGGACUCUGCCAACUUUGAAAUCUUCCUCAAGGAGAGGAUUAAGGUGAACGGGAAGACAGGGAACCUGGGAAACAUCGUCCAGGUCGGCCGCAUGAAGAACAAGAUCAACGUCACGUCGGAGAAGCAGUUCUCAAAAAGGUACCUGAAGUACUUGACUAAAAAGUACCUGAAGAAGAACAACCUGCGUGACUGGCUGAGAGUGGUGGCGUCGGACAAGGAGACAUACGAGCUGCGCUACUUCCAGAUCAGUCAGGACGACGAGGAGUCGGAGGCAGACGAGUGAAAACAGCGACACCCGGUGGCUGUUUCUGUGUGUGUGCGGAGAGACGAGAGAAUAAAAGUGGAAAAAACGAA